CCUCUCCCCAUUCUUCACCUCCAUUUCUGUAACAGAAAAAUAACAACACUAAUAAGAGUGAAGCAGGGAGCUCCAUUUCUGUAACAGAAAAAUUACCUACGCACUCUGUUCGCACAUUCUCUCUUCACUGAUAAAUCUCUGUAAUUCUAGAUUUCCACGGAGAACUUAACAAUGGCGAGUACGGCAACGAUUGGAGCUUUGAGAGUUCCUACCGUUUCUUCUUCUUCUUCGGCUUCGUCCAAUUCCUCGAAUCCGACCAGGAAGGCAGCCGUGAGGAGCUUGUCGUUCUCGUCGUCUUGUCUUUCAGGAGACAAUGUUUUGUUGCGAGCGGUUUCUGGUCGCCGGGGAACUGCCAAUGGAGACAGGAGACCAAUGAUCGUGUCUCCCAAGGCGGUUUCGGAUUCUAAGAACUCGCAGACAUGUCUUGAUCCUGACGCCAGCAGGAGCGUGCUAGGUAUUAUUCUUGGAGGUGGUGCCGGGACCCGACUCUACCCUCUUACCAAGAAGAGGGCAAAACCUGCUGUUCCUCUAGGUGCGAAUUACAGGCUGAUUGAUAUUCCUGUCAGCAACUGUUUGAACAGUAAUAUAUCGAAAAUCUAUGUUCUUACACAAUUCAAUUCUGCAUCACUCAAUCGCCACCUUUCACGAGCAUACGCGAGCAACAUGGCUGGUUACAAGAAUGAAGGUUUCGUUGAAGUUCUUGCCGCUCAGCAGAGUCCAGAAAACCCAAAUUGGUUUCAGGGCACAGCUGAUGCGGUCAGGCAAUAUUUGUGGUUGUUCGAGGAGCACAACGUUUUGGAAUUCCUAGUUCUUGCUGGGGAUCAUUUGUAUCGGAUGGAUUAUGAAAGGUUUAUUCAAGCACACAGGGAAACUGAUGCUGAUAUCACAGUGGCUGCAUUGCCCAUGGAUGAAAAGCGGGCCUCUGCAUUUGGAUUAAUGAAGAUUGACGAAGAAGGACGCAUAAUUGAAUUUGCCGAGAAACCUAAAGGGGAGCAACUGAAAGCUAUGCAGGUUGAUACUACAAUUUUAGGUCUUGAUGAUGCAAGAGCAAAAGAGAUGCCUUAUAUUGCUAGUAUGGGUAUAUAUGUUGUCAGCAAAGAUGUGAUGUUAGAGUUGCUUCGAGAUAGGUUUCCUGGAGCCAAUGAUUUUGGGAGUGAGGUUAUUCCUGGUGCUACCUCCGUUGGAAUGAGAGUGCAAGCUUAUUUGUAUGAUGGCUAUUGGGAAGAUAUUGGUACUAUUGAGGCAUUUUAUAACGCAAAUCUUGGCAUCACCAAAAAACCAGUGCCAGAUUUCAGCUUCUACGAUCGUUCAGCUCCAAUCUACACCCAACCUCGGUAUUUGCCUCCAUCCAAGAUGCUUGAUGCUGAUGUUACUGAUAGUGUGAUUGGUGAGGGUUGUGUAAUUAAGAACUGUAAAAUUCAUCAUUCUGUGGUUGGACUUCGAUCUUGCAUUUCAGAGGGUGCAAUCAUAGAAGAUUCAUUAUUAAUGGGAGCUGACUAUUAUGAGACUGAUGCUGAUAGGAGAUUUUUGGCUGCAAAGGGUAGUGUUCCUAUCGGUAUUGGCAAGAAUUCUCACAUAAAGAGGGCAAUUAUUGACAAGAACGCUCGAAUUGGGGACAAUGUCAAGAUUAUCAACAGUGACAAUGUGCAAGAGGCAGCGAGAGAAACAGAUGGAUAUUUCAUUAAAAGUGGGAUUGUCACUGUAAUUAAGGAUGCUUUGAUUCCUAGCGGGACAGUAAUCUGAGAAUUUCUUGUGAGUUACAAUUUUAACUGCUGUUACCUCUUCUCUGCGAUUCCUGAGAAAGUAAUCUGCAAUGGAAAAUCUGCUUCCCCGUUACAGUAGGUUCUGUUUCUUUAAUCUGUAGUUGUAUAUUUCUCGGUUAUGUACUAAUGCAAUGUAAUUAAGAGAGGAAGAGAGGACGUGGAAGACAUGCUGUAAAGGCCUAGUUCUUCCAAAAUAAAAGCUUUUCCCCCUUCCUAUAGUUUUCUUUCC
Messenger RNA from Carica papaya (papaya), 1992 nucleotides. RefSeq names its product ADP glucose pyrophosphorylase 1 (gene ADG1). The record is from RefSeq and is a predicted model, not a curated record. Lineage: Eukaryota; Viridiplantae; Streptophyta; Magnoliopsida; Brassicales; Caricaceae. Gene Ontology annotation, molecular function: glucose-1-phosphate adenylyltransferase activity. Gene Ontology annotation, biological process: glycogen biosynthetic process.